AUGUGGGCUGGAGACCCUAAUGGUACAAAACGAACGACUAACGGUGCUGAAUCAUAUCAUAGUCAACUUUGGUUUGAAUUUUAUAUGCAUUUUCCACAUCCAUCUGUUUUCAAAGUUAUUGAUGUUUUUAUAGAACAACAAGUGAUUAAUGAAGCGCAAAUUCCAGAAAUUAAGAAAUGGACUGAAGCAAUACAGCGGAAAUAUGAUCGAGAACUAGAAGCCAAUUAUUGGUAUAUCAGUACUUGCGUUUAUUAA
This is a messenger RNA of Macrosiphum euphorbiae (potato aphid), 255 nucleotides long. NCBI's taxonomy places the organism in Eukaryota, Metazoa, Arthropoda, Insecta, Hemiptera, Aphididae. The record is from the annotation of a GenBank genome assembly.